AUGUCAGGGUCAGGCCAAAAGAAAGAUACUUCCUUUUUCUUCGACUUCAUGAUGGGCGGUGUUUCUGCUGCUGUCUCAAAGACCGCUGCUGCCCCUAUCGAACGUGUCAAGUUACUUAUUCAAAAUCAAGACGAGAUGCUCAAGUCUGGUCGUCUUGCUACACCAUACAAGGGCAUUGGUGAAUGCUUUUCCCGAACAAUAAAGGAUGAGGGAGUUAUUAAUCUUUGGCGUGGCAAUACUGCCAAUGUUAUUCGAUAUUUUCCUACACAAGCCUUGAAUUUUGCUUUUAAGGAUAAGUUUAAGCGAAUGUUUAAUUACAAGAAAGACAAAGAUGGUUAUGCCAAAGUUUUUCUCGGAAAUAUCGCUUCUGGUGGUGCAGCUGGAGCUGUUUCUUUGACUUUUGUAUACUCGCUUGACUAUGCUAGAACUCGUCUUGCUAACGAUGCUAAAGCCGCCAAAAAGGGUGGUGAACGUCAAUUUAAUGGUCUUGUUGACGUCUAUCGUAAGACAAUUAAAUCAGAUGGUGUCGUUGGUCUUUACAGAGGAAUCAUAAUCUACAGAGGUCUUUAUUUCGGUAUGUUCGAUUCUUUGAAACCUCUUGUCCUUACUGGUACGCUUAAGGACAACUUCCUCGCAUCAUUCUUGCUUGGUUGGUCUGUGACCAUUGGAGCUGGCCUUGCAAGUUACCCCAUAGACACCGUACGUCGUCGUAUGAUGAUGACUUCUGGUGAAGCCGUAAAAUAUAAAUCCUCUUAUCAUGCCUUUAAGGAAAUUGUAGCCAAAGAAGGAACAAUGUCUUUGUUUAAAGGCGCUGGUGCAAACAUUCUUCGUGCUAUUGCUGGUGCUGGUGUAUUGGCUGGUUAUGAUCAACUUCAAGUAGUCUUCCUCGGUAAAGCUUACAAGUAA
This is a messenger RNA of Funneliformis geosporum, 906 nucleotides long. Lineage: Eukaryota; Fungi; Glomeromycota; Glomeromycetes; Glomerales; Glomeraceae. The record is from the annotation of a GenBank genome assembly.